Gymnodraco acuticeps is the source of this 907-nucleotide messenger RNA. RefSeq lists its product as uncharacterized. Bases 242 to 907 code for a protein of 221 amino acids. The record is from RefSeq and is a predicted model, not a curated record. Lineage: Eukaryota; Metazoa; Chordata; Actinopteri; Perciformes; Bathydraconidae. The transcript is spliced from 6 exons.
UUUUGUUCUUAUUAUGAUAGUUGCAGUUACACCUGUGGUGUUCUCUUUUAUAUAUGUCAAAACUUGUGUGUAAUAAACUGACUUUAUAGGGAAAUGACAGUGCCGUCUGUGGUACUGCCAAAUUCACCGCUGGCAGAGAGAUGUGAAAAAGGUCUGGUGCCCAGAUAGACGAGCAGUUUGCAGACAUGGGUUUCUCUUACGAGGACUGAACCACUUCCGUGGAGAAAUAUACGCGUACCCAAUGUUUCUCCAAAAAGAGAUGUCCAAGAAGGCAAAUGUUGACUUCUUCUGUAUGGAUGUAACAUGCAGGUACUGGCCAUACCUUCAUAAAAUAGCCGAGGGAUUACCAGAGCUUCUGCCGUUGACAGAAAUGAGGCCAUUUCUUAGCGUGAUGCAUGCUAAAGCCCAUACAGCAACAUGCGAGGUGAGAGGGUGGCAGAAGUCAGGACGGGGCAGGAAACACAGUGGGAGAGGAAGUAGAGCAGGUGAACAGCUUUCUCUCCAGGGCAGCUCUGGUCACAAAAUACAUGACAAAAUCAGGAAGAGGGAACCUGCUUACUCAACAGGCCAUGGGAUGGAACAGAAGGAAGAGGGAACCUGCUUACUCAACAGGCCAUGGGAUGGAACAGAAGGAAGAGGGAACCUGCUUACUCAACAGGCCAUGGGAUGGAACAGAAGGAAGAGGGAACCUGCUCACUCAACAGGCCAUGGGAUGGAACAGAAGGAAGAGGGAACCUGCUCACUCAACAGGCCACGGGAUGGAACAGAAGGAAGAGGGAACCUGCUCACUCAACAGGCCAUGGGAUGGAACAGAAGGAAGAGGGAACCUGAUCACUCAACAGGCCAUGGGAUGGAACAUAAGGAAGAGGGAACCUGCUCACUCAACAGGCCAUGGGAUGGAACAUAA